UCUCUCUGGCAUGAGCACCUUUCACAUUUCUUCUUGUCUGGAACUAUACUGUGGGUUAAGUAAUGUCUUUGAGAUGUUUUGCUCCUAGACUUAUUGUGCAACAAAGCCUAGUCUUAUUCCAUUCUGCCUGUGUCAUCACAGGGAUCAAGGACAUUGUUCUACAGAAGAUGUUCCAGAGGCAACAAUGGGUGUUGCACAUAUUUUUUGUCAAGUGGCUGCCCAGUGUGGGAUGAGGAAACAGCAGAAGCAACAGCGAUUGCAUCAAUCACUGUACUAUCCAUCGAAGCCUGGAAGCUUAGCCAUGUGAUUCAGAAUAGAGACUUCUGGAAAACUAAUGUUCAUCUAUUGAAUUAGUUAUGCUGGCUUCCAACAAUUCAUAUGUGGCUCCAAAAUCUUUUAUUCUUAAUGGAAUUCCUGAUCUGGAAAGAGUACAUGUAUGGAUCUCACUCCCAUUCUGCACAAUGUAUAUCAUCUCCCUUGUGGGAAACCUUGGCCUUGUGUACCUCAUUCAUCAUGAGGAGGCCUUACAUCGUCCAAUGUAUUUUUUUCUGGCCAUGCUCUCCCUCAUUGACCUCUUUACCUGCACCACCACUCUACCCAAAGCACUCUGUAUCUUCUGGUUUAAUCUCAAGGAAAUUAACUUCAAUGCUUGUUUAGUUCAGAUGUUCUUUGUCCAUGGGUUCACGGGUGUGGAGUCUGGUGUGCUCAUGCUCAUGGCUCUGGAUCGCUAUGUGGCCAUUUGCUACCCACUGCGUUAUGCUACCAUACUCACUAACCCUAUCAUUGCCAAAGCUGGGCUUGUCACCUUCUUGAGGGGUGUGUUGCUAAUGAUUCCUUUUCCAUUCUUGGUCAAGCGUUUGCCCUUCUGCCAAAGCAAUAUUAUCUCCCACACAUAUUGUGACCACAUGUCAGUGGUAAAGUUAUCCUGUGCCAGCAUCAAGGUCAAUGUCAUUUAUGGUCUGAUGGUUGCUCUCUUGAUUGGAGUGUUUGACAUCUGCUGUAUAUCUGUGUCUUACACCAUGAUCCUCCGGGCAGUGGUUAGCCUUUCAUCAGCAGAGGCUCAGCAGAAGGCCUUCAGCACCUGCACUUCCCAUCUAUCUGCCAUUAUCAUCACCUAUGUUCCAGCAUUCUUCACUUUCUUUACCCACCGUUUUGGAGAACACACUAUCCCUCCUUCUCUUCACAUCAUUGUGGCUAACCUUUAUCUUCUUCUUCCUCCAACUCUGAACCCCAUUGUUUAUGGAGUAAAGACAAAACAGAUCCGAGACAGUGUCAUAAAGCUCUUCCAGCAUGAAAAAUGUGCAAGGAUCCAGGACAACUGAAAUUAGAAAAAAGAUGAAUGUAAAACAACAAAAAAAGAAACUCAUGAGUGGUGUCAUACAUUCACUCAUGUUGUAUCAUACAUUUUCCAUUGUCUAUCUCAGGUGUAUGUGGGGGGACCCCCAAAACCUAAAUUAUCUUCUGAGGGGUAGGCAUCUUGUAGUACAGGCUUUCCCCACUAGGUGGGUGAUCUAGGAACCCAUCUGUAUCAGUUUACUAACUGGUGUUGUGAGAGGCUGCAUUCGGUUUCAAUGAAUUUUUUUUUGAAAACU
This is a messenger RNA of Phyllostomus discolor (pale spear-nosed bat), 1592 nucleotides long. Its product is annotated as olfactory receptor 52N5. Gene Ontology annotation, biological process: G protein-coupled receptor signaling pathway. The transcript is spliced from 3 exons. NCBI's taxonomy places the organism in Eukaryota, Metazoa, Chordata, Mammalia, Chiroptera, Phyllostomidae. The coding region runs from base 357 to 1322 and encodes 321 amino acids. Gene Ontology annotation, cellular component: membrane. The record is from RefSeq and is a predicted model, not a curated record. Gene Ontology annotation, molecular function: olfactory receptor activity; G protein-coupled receptor activity.